AUGCGCGGGCUCUUGGAGAAGGCCGACCUGCCCGAGGUGAAGCGCCUGCUGGGGCGCGCGCUGUGGCCCGCGCCGAAAAGGAUCGCCAAGCCCAGCAAGGUGCCCGACGUCUGCUGGCUCGGCGGGUGCGAGCGCCACUUCCCGUCGGGCGAGCUGUUCCAUGACGGCUCCCAGUUCGAGGGCGACUACGAGCAGUGCGCCAGCGAGGCCGACGCCUUCCUGCGCGGCGCGUCAGAGAUGCUGCGCGAGCCGCACGUCGACAUCAACGGCCGAGAGAUCAUGGCGCUCAUCAUGGUCCUCACGUUCGCCGUUCCGCCCGUCACCGUGAUCGUGGACAGCGGCUUCGCGAGCAGCUGGCUGACGGAGCUGGGGCCUCGGCGCACCACGGCGCACGGUGCGGCCCGGGCUCACCAGUGGCGCGAGGUCUGGCGGCUGCUGGACGAGCGCGGGGGCUUGAACGAAGACGGUCUCUCGGUCAGGAAGGUGCCCGCCCAUGAGUCUAGGCGAACGGUCGUCGUCGUCGUCGAUGGCAAGAUCACCUACAAGGAGUGGUUCGGCAAUCACUGCGCUGAUCGCGCAGCGAGGUCGGCGGCAGAGGCGGGACGCAUCGCGCCCGCUGGGCGGCGCCGUCCCGCCAUGGCGGACAAGCUGGUCGAGAGCGCUGGCAUGUGGGUGGGCGCCGUGGGCGGCGUGAUGGAAGGCAGGGGCACCACGCACAGGGUCGCCGAGGCUAACUGCCCAACCCCGGAGGCAGUAGCAGCAGUCGGACCCGUGGCGAAGCUCGUAUGCGACUGGAGGGGUUCCGAGGGCAAGCGGCGGUGCAGCCGCUGCAGGUGGAUGGAGCGCGCCAGCGAAUGCCCUGGCUCGAUCGUCGCAGCGGUGCUCAGCCACAACGAGGCGCCGAAGCAGGCGGGCAAGGACGUGCACAUGCUGGUGCAGCUCAAGCCCCAGUGCGAGGCGGACCUCGUGCGCGAGAUGCCCGUGGAGAUGUGCGCAGCCUGCGGAGUGCUGGUCUCGGCGCGGGCGUCCAGCUUCGCCGCGGCUUGCGGCCACCCCUCGGCCAAGGGGAAG
Molecule: messenger RNA, 1071 nt
Organism: Prorocentrum cordatum
Lineage: Eukaryota; Dinophyceae; Prorocentrales; Prorocentraceae
Source: the annotation of a GenBank genome assembly